CCUCGGUUGGACUGGGGUUAUCGUGAUGAUGCUCUUGCUAGAUAGAGUGUUCGAGAUAGGUCACACAGUGGAUGAUUUGGUGAACAAGACAAUAGAAUACCUUCAGCCCAAUCCAGUCUCCAGAGCCAUGAGCAAAGUCCGUGCCAUGAGUAAAGUCCGUGGUCAGAACAAGGGAGGAACCAAGCCUCAACAACCCGUAGGAUUCCUGGGAGAAGUCAUGCUGAAGAACGGCAGAGAAUUAGGAGAAGAUUCGACGUUUGCUACGGCGAUGGUCGAGAUAAGAGAAUCACUGAGGCAACUUUCUGAAGUCAAGGGCGCCUUCGAUUUGAACGUCAGACAGAACUUCCUGGAUCCCCUGGAUCAUCUCAAGAACAAAGAUCUGAAGGAGAUCAACCACCAUCGGAAGAAGUUACAGGGGCGACGUCUAGACUUUGACUACAAAAAGAAAAAGCAAGCAAAAGGAAGCACAAUUCCUGAAGAAGAAAUCCAAUUUGCAGAAGAGAAGUUUCACGAAUCUCAGGAGCUUGCUGAGAACGGGAUGAGGAACCUCCUUGAGAGUGAUGUUGAGCAGGUGUUACAGCUUCAAGCGUUAGCCGAGGCUCAGCUAGAAUACCACAAACAGUCUGCAGAGGUCUUGGAAAGCCUUCUCUCAACACUCAAUGAAAGGGUUGAGGAGGCAGGCAGUCGACCCAAAUCAGAACGCAAACCCAGAAGUACUUUCAACUCUUACUCCACGAAGAGAGACUCCAGUGACGGAGACGACACCGACGCGUACCCGUCAACGGUGGAUUACAACGCACCAGUACCUGUAACGGCAACGAAGGAACGCUGCAAGGCACUGUACGACUUUGAGGCAGAAAACGAGGGCGAACUGGGGUUUCAGGAGGGCGACAUCAUCAGCAUCGUCAGUAAGAUCGACGAGAAUUGGAUCGAUGGAGAGUUAAACGGUCACACGGGAUACUUCCCAGCUAACUACGUGGAAAUUAUCUAACCGGUUUAAUCAUGGUAGGUGGUAGCGUUACUUAUAGUGUUGCAGUUUGUACUUUGUCAUCGUGUGGUUGAGUAUGAGCGUGAGUUCUUCGCGAUGAGUACACGUACAAGUACUUUGUCAUCCUGAGUUUGAGUACGAGUACGUUGCCAUGGGCACAAGGACACAUUGAAGUACUUCGUCAUCAUGAAUUCAAAUACAAAUACGAGUACUUUGCCUUGAGUACUAGUACGAGUACGCAUAUUCUGGCAUGACAAGUAUGAGUAUGAGUACUUUGUCUGAGUAUGAGUCAUUUCUAUCAGUAUGAGUACUACAAUACUGGUUACUCACAGUGGAACUCUGUGUACAGUGAACAGAUACAUUGAAUAGCGCCCUCUGGAGAGUGGUCCUAUGUAUAUCAGCAUAAUGUCAAUUGUGUACUUUUUUUUUUUUUUUUUUAAAUUCCAUCAUAUUAAGCUAUUAGUCAGGUGGCUUAGUGAAAUUACCGUUACUCGGCGGAUAAAAGCACCAUAUUUGGCACAAGGGUCCCUUGCGGCUUAUUAAUUAAUGUUAGCCUAGGAGCCCUCCGGAAUUUAAAAAAAAAAUCAUGUAAAACACAUAAUUUCAAAAUGGCCGACAUCCAUGACAAAAUAUCGCUUUUCUCGAGUCCUGGGAGUCAUAAAAGGGUGGUUGCCAAAUUUCUGACUUUUAGGCAGUUGAAGGUCACUUUGGACAUUGUAAUAGUACCAGUAUAUUUUAAAUUUUUUAUUAAUAUCAAUAUCAACAGGACAAUUUUCAAUAAACGUCCACCUUCAUCUGGUUGGAAGGGAAAUGUUAUCACCCCCCCCCCCAAAAAAGUGAAUAAUCGCGAAUCAUGCAUUUCAGUAACUAGACAACACUCUUUUUUGAAGCAACUAACACCACUGCUUUAUUUGUAGGCCACCAAGUAGUUUUCAAUUUUCAUUACUACAUGCAUCUCACAUCACAGAGACAAGGCCAUUGCAGGCAUUUGAGUUGAAAUGCAAUGUAAACAAAAUUCUUACAGUUACUUACAAUGUAUGUGGCAUUGUUCUGUAAUGUCUAACACACACUUUACAAUGUUACAACUUGCAAAGUGGUGAGCAAUCCAGAUUUGCUUUGCCGCAUUUGCUGCAAAACCAGUCUCCUUUGCAGGAGCGUAUUUGAUAAGCUCUCUGCACGAUCUGGAAAUUUCUGAAAUUUUCAUCUUUACUGGUACCCAUGACUGAUAUCUUGGGCCAGGCAAACUCCUGCGGAGAUGGAACCAAUAGCUGUGUUUGUGAGCUAUUCGUCCAGAUUCCUGAUUGACACACUGCCCGUCUGACAUGCUGGAGUACCCCAUCCUUGGUGGAUGGCAGUUUGUUCAUUGCUCGAUUCUUAUGGCAGAAGAGUUCCCCUCUUAUCCCAUUGACAGAGCUCAGGGGACAUGGUUUUAUCAAAUAGGAUUACAGUCAGUCUCUCGAUCCUUAGAAAAUGGUCAUCGUUGAGAUCCAGCAUCUGGAAAGGAUGACCAGCCAGAUACAUGUCUCUGUUACGUCUUCAUUGUCCUGCCACUGAGGCCUGCCCAACCGACCUCUUACACCCUUGAAAUUAAAAGCAAAGGUAGUGUCGCAACCUGAAAAUGCGUGGAACACAGGUAAUGCUCAUGAUUGAGGCUCCCCCAGGUUUGCGCAGAUGGCCUUGAUGUGGUAAAACUUGUAUUUUUACCCAUGCCAAAGACCACCAAGAUGUCGGCCAAAGGUUGAGUCGCAAUCAGACUUGGAAUGUGCCAACAAGGAUGACUACAACAUCUGUGUCCCUAGUACGCACAUAGUCUUUCACCCCUGUUUCAGUGCAUGUACCACAUGAACCACAACACAGGUGUCAUCAUGAUUACAGUUUUGCAUGGGGGAUGCUGCCACCAAUGGAUGCCACAGCUUGUUCUGAUGUGACAUGUACAGCUUUGGCUGAUGGCCAGUUCAACUCUUCAACCUUGGAAGUCAAAAAGCAAACAGCUCCUUCUAGUUGGUUGGGUCACGGAGGAAGUCCAUCCAAUUGCCUAGCACUGAGUUUGGUCUCACCCGACACUUUCCUGCGUACACCCUUACAUCUUUUCCCCGGAUUGACUCCUUUAAACUGUCUGGGAUGUAUGUGUCCCACACAACAUCCAACCUCGCGGCAUCCUGCAGCUGCCUCCCCAGGUAAGGGACGAAGACCCUGUCUGUAAAUAAGAACGCUGUCUCUUUGUUUUGGUCACUUCAACAAUGAACACGGUCUGCAAAUAGACAAACAGAAAUGUAAUAUGAUUAAGAAAGGUUGGUAAUCCUCUAUCUCCCCCCAAGUCUUUGGCACAAAAUGUUCCUAUGUGUCCUUUGGUGUGACAAAGACUGAGAACAUGAAUAAAGAACAUUAUUAACGGUUAAUCUA
This is a messenger RNA of Patiria miniata (bat star), 3391 nucleotides long. RefSeq names its product endophilin-A1-like. Lineage: Eukaryota; Metazoa; Echinodermata; Asteroidea; Valvatida; Asterinidae. The transcript is spliced from 10 exons. Gene Ontology annotation, molecular function: protein binding. Bases 26 to 991 code for a protein of 321 amino acids. Gene Ontology annotation, cellular component: cytoplasm. The record is from RefSeq and is a predicted model, not a curated record.